UACCCCCGAGUUAAGAGACUUAAGAGACGGCACAGGCUAUACCGAUAACGGAGCGCGAAUCGGCUUCGAUCCCUUCAGUCUCCAUAUACUACUCCAUUAUACUCCGUCCACGCCCAACGAUGGCGUAACAAUGGCGUAUCGCGCCAUAUAAAAUAAGUAUAUUCUAGAUAAAACUACUUAUCUACUAACAGUUACUAGUAAGUCAGCUUCAAAUACAAAGCUACAUGCCCUCCGAACUGCAAAAGUACUACAUAUCUUUACCCCGCUGCUGUACCGAAAUCAUAGACACUUACACGUAGCUAAGGUGGUAUCAGUGGAGUAUUGCGUGCGCCCUUGGUUGAGCUCGAGGGAUAGCUAUCAUACUUAUUUUCUAAAUUAAUACUACAUAUACUAUAUCUUUUCAGCGUCUUCAUGCCUUGUUUAUAGCGUUCAGUACCAUAUUUACGUACUUGAAGCCUGUACCGAAAGUCCAUUCAUAUUAACCAACCAAAUUUCCUUAGUGGGGAUAAAGGAAAUAAACGGAUAUAUACCUAGAGACAUAGGAAGAAAGCGUGGCCAUGGCUGGAGAAGAGAUAAGCAAUGUCUCUGUACAGGAGCCUGCCAACCCGGGACUCGUUGAGGGCGUUGCCCACGAGAACCCUGUGGUGACGAGCGAUGCGGCAGGCAAUGAGCAGGAGGCAGCGGUUUUAGCAACCAAAUUCCAACAUCUGUCGUUAUCGGCGCAGACUAUCCACGCAGACGACUACCUCAAUUCUCAUCAAUCUGUUGCCCCGCCUAUGCAUGUCUCGACUACUUUCCGAUAUAACGACGACCCAGAUAAGUUAAACCCAUGGGCUAAUAUCAACCCAAACAACCCCUACGACUCCCAUGUCUACUCCCGAGACUCCGCCCCCAAUACCAGCCGUCUCGAAGCCGUCCUUACCUCGAUCCUCCACGGACCUUCGCUAACCUACAGCUCCGGACUCUCCUCCUUCCACGCGUUGCUAGUAUACCUCAACCCCCGCCGCGUCGCCAUCGCAGGCGGAUACCACGGGUGUCACGGCGUCAUCCAAGUCCUCACCAAACUCACCGGUCUACAAACCCUAUCCCUCUUCGACAAAGAUCUAGAAUCGAAAAUACAACCAGGGGAUGUGGUGCACGUGGAAACACCCUUAAACCCUACGGGAGAAGCGCGGAGUUUGAAAUACUUUGCGGAUAUCGCGCAUAAGAGAGGCGCGUACUUAACGGUCGAUGCUACGUUCGCGCCCCCGCCGUUACAGGAUCCGUUUUUGUUCGGCGCGGAUGUGAUUAUGCAUUCCGGAACUAAGUAUUUUGGUGGACAUAGUGAUAUGUUAUGCGGUGUGCUUGCUGUUAAUCCUAAACACGCAACCGGAGAGAAAAACUGGAUUAAAGGUUUACGCGAGGAACGACUGGUUCUGGGUAGCGUGAUGGGUAGUUUUGAGGGGUGGCUUGGUGUGAGGAGCCUGCGAACGCUGGAGGUUAGGGUUAGGAAGCAGAGUGUGGAUGCGGAGAAAUUGGUUAGGUGGUUGGCGAGCCAGGCGGAGAAGGAUGGGACGUUGGUAAAUGAGGCGGUGGCUGAGAUUAAACAUGCUAGUUUGCAAAAGAAAGAUUUGGAGGAGGGUUGGUUGAAGGAGCAGAUGCCGAAUGGCUUUGGACCCGUGUUUGCGGUAUACUUGCGCGAUGCAGAUGAGGCGAGGCGAUUGCCGAGUAAGCUCGCGCUGUUCCAUCAUGCGACGAGUUUAGGUGGUGUGGAAAGUUUGGUUGAGUGGCGUGCUAUGACGGAUGCUGGUGUUGAUAAGAGACUACUUAGGUUCAGUAUUGGGUUAGAGGGUUUUGAAGACUUGAGGGAUGAUUUGAUCAAAGGAUUUGAGGCUUUGAAGAAAGAGAGAAAGGCAAAAGAGAAUGCUGGUGGUGGUGCGAAUAUUAUUGGAGGAGCGUGAUGUUGUAGACGAUGAGAGCAGUC
Messenger RNA from Hypoxylon trugodes, 1963 nucleotides. RefSeq names its product cystathionine gamma-synthase. Gene Ontology annotation, biological process: transsulfuration. The coding region runs from base 558 to 1940 and encodes 460 amino acids. NCBI's taxonomy places the organism in Eukaryota, Fungi, Ascomycota, Sordariomycetes, Xylariales, Hypoxylaceae. Gene Ontology annotation, cellular component: cytoplasm. Gene Ontology annotation, molecular function: pyridoxal phosphate binding; carbon-sulfur lyase activity. The record is from RefSeq and is a predicted model, not a curated record. The transcript has 2 exons.